GUGGAAAUGUAUCCUGUUCAAAUAGUUCCUACUGGAAACCUGAUUUAUUCCUUAUUCUCUUGUCUAAGCAGUCAAUGCUCUCUUAUCCAACUUGUCACUUGUCAUGUUUCUGACUAAAUGGGUAAAAAAAGAAGAAGAAGAAGAUGGAUUUUUCAGUGAAAUUAUAAUCCACAAGUUCAUGUAUGGCCAUGAGUAGAUGCAAAAAAAAUGAAGCAGGCAAGCAAAUAUGGCAAAAUUUUAAUUUUUGACAACUAUUGAUGCAUUGUGUGAUUCAACCAAUCAACACAUAACAAUAUUGGUAAUCCUAUCCAGUAUUUUGUAAAAUGGAUGAGAUAAAGAUUGAGGAUGAUAAGGGCUCUAUUGCAACCCUUGAAAGUUUUCCAUAUAUUUGUCGAAUUUGUUUGAAACCAGGCGACUUGAGCUUGUUCCAAGAAAAAAGCCAUUUAUUUGAAUUAUUUCAUGAGAUCAGGAAAAUUAAUGUUCAUUCCCUGAUCAAUUUUCCGAAGAAUAUAUGCAAGGCAUGCAUUGAUACACUGGAAGAAAUAUCAUUGUUUAUUGAAAUCGCUAAGAACAACGAUGCCAUUCUGAGAAUUAAAUUUUUGCCAGAAAACUAUAGUGAAGUAGUAGAAUAUAAAACCAGUAGAGCAAGUGAAGGCGAUAAAAACAACGUAUCUUUGAAGGAAUCUGGGGUUUGUUGCAUUUGUUUGUCUCCAAGGAAUUUAACAGCGUUUAAAGAGAAACCGCAUCUUUGGCAGCUAUUUCAAAAUAUUACCAACAUCGAUGUUAAACCUAAAAUGAACACGUGUAAGGCAUGUAUCAACAGACUAGACGAAAUAUCAUGGUUUAUCAAUUCGUCACUUUGCAAUGACGUUAAACUUGAGAAUACGAGUAUAUCUGUGAAAACUGAAAGUUAUGCAAGUUCGAUGGAUAAUGCAUUAUCGGCCCAGAGUGAUUUAGAACUCAAGAAAAAUGAAUUGGCAAGGGAAGAUACUAUUGAGGAAAACUCGUCUGGAGAUGAUAUCAAAAGAUUUAUCAAUGUGAAGGAAGAAAUAUUUGAUGAUGAACUAGAAACAAUUUCUCCAAACUACAAAAGCGAUUCAGAAUUCCAAACUCUCGUCUCCCCAAAAAAGACAUUUGAAUGUAAAUACUGUCAAAAUCGGUUCACUCGAAAAUGGCAUUUACAACAGCAUUUGUACACUCACACUGGUGAGAAACCUUUCCGCUGUGAUUGCUGCGAGAAAAGUUUCAUUCAGAAACAUCAGCUGAAAAGCCACAUGUUGACUCACACUAACGAAAAACCAUUUGAAUGUGAUUUUUGCAAAAGUAAAUUCACUAUUAAGGGAAGUUUGAAGCGUCAUUUGCUUAGUCAUACCGGAGAAAAGGCAUUCCAGUGUAACUUCUGCGAAAAAAGUUUCGCUAAAAGUUAUGUUUUAAAACGACAUCUGCUUGUUCAUUCUGAUGAAAAACCUUUCCACUGUGAACAUUGUGAUAGGAGAUAUAGUGGAAAAAGUCAACUAAACGAACAUAUACGAACUCAUUCAGAUAAAAAACCUUUCGAAUGUGAUGUUUGCAAAAAAAGCUACUCGAAAAAAUCACAACUGAAUGAACAUUCUAUGACACAUGCUGCAGAAAAGCCGUUUCGGUGUCAUUCUUGCGACAAAAGUUUCUUUCUGAAACGUCAGUUGAAAAAUCAUUCCCUCAUUCAUACUGACGAAAAGCCAUUCCAAUGUUACAUCUGCCAAAAACGUUUCGUCCAAAAGUUCCUGCUGGGUAGACAUUUGUUUACUCACACUGCCGAAAGAUCAUUCCACUGCAAUUUAUGCGAAAAAAGUUUCAUUAAAAGUUCCGAGUUGCAGCGGCACCUGCUCAUUCACACCGACGAUAAACCUUUCAAGUGUCACAACUGUGAGAAAAGUUUCAUCCGGAAAAGUCAACUGAUUGACCAUGUCCUCACUCAUUCUAAAGACCAACCAUUCGAAUGUAUCGUCUGCAAAAAACGCUUCUCUCAGCAAUCGAAACUGAACCGGCAUGUACUCAGUCAUUCAUCAGAGAAGCCUUUUAAGUGUCAUUCUUGCGACAAAAGAUUCAGUAGAAGUUACAGUUUACAGCGGCAUUUGCUUAUUCACACUGAUGACAAGCCCUUUCAGUGCCACCACUGCAAGAAAAAAUUUAUUCGAAAGGAUCAACUUAAAGAUCACUUGUUCUCUCAUUCUAGUGAAAAAAGGCCAUUCGAAUGCGAAAUUUGCAAAAAAUGUUACGUGCAAAAAUCUCAGUUAAAGCGGCAUUUGCAUAAACAUGAGGGUAAAAAGCCUUUUGAGUGCCGAAUUUGUGAAAAAGGUUUCGUUUUGAAAUAUCAAUUGAAAAUCCAUUUGAGGACUCACACUAAAGAAAAACCAUUUCAGUGUCAUUUUUGCAAAAAACAAUUCACACAAAAGAUUCAUUUGAGCCGACAUUUGAUCAUUCACGAUGUAGAGAAAGCAAAGCAGGACUCUGAUAAACAUUUCAUUCAGUAAAAUAAUUCAUUGUUUACUUGUUAUUCAAUAUCAUAAUUGUAGGCUCAUUAUUUUUGAUAAAUUACUGUGGAACAGUGGGAUAUUUUUUAGGAAAGGUGAACUUUUGUAAAAAACAUUUUGUACUUCUACCUCGUUAUAUAGAAAAUGUAGAACUUCCGACGAAAGGACAAAAGAAUUGAAAACUUUAGGUAUGUGCGAUGUAAAGAAUAUUUUUCUCAGUAUUUCUCUAAAUGAAACUAUCAGUAUUGUAGAGAAAUGUUUGGAAAAAAGGUCAAUCAAACCAAUAGUAAAACGUAUUGUAACAAAUUAAAGAAUUAACUG
Messenger RNA from Leptinotarsa decemlineata (Colorado potato beetle), 2834 nucleotides. RefSeq lists its product as uncharacterized. Gene Ontology annotation, molecular function: DNA-binding transcription repressor activity, RNA polymerase II-specific; RNA polymerase II cis-regulatory region sequence-specific DNA binding; zinc ion binding. Gene Ontology annotation, biological process: regulation of transcription by RNA polymerase II. Gene Ontology annotation, cellular component: nucleus; nucleoplasm. Lineage: Eukaryota; Metazoa; Arthropoda; Insecta; Coleoptera; Chrysomelidae. The record is from RefSeq and is a predicted model, not a curated record.